AUGGCACUACUGUCGUCGUGUCUGCUGUACGGCACGCUGCCGAUCAUGCCAACAUACACCACCCCGUUAAUGAUUGCCAAGAUGCCUGUCGAACUCCUCCGUUACUUCCCGACUGUCCCGUCGGAAGUUUGUCAUAUCCACCAGCUCUACUUCGUCGGCGAUAUCCGCGCUGGGAGGACCCCGCCGCAAGCCAAGUCGUCAAAAGCUGCGACGACUCCAGCAGUUGUGGAGGGCCAGGAGGAUCCUGUUGUCAAGAAGAAAAUGGCAACACACUCGCUGUCUCUCGACAAGUGCGUGUACGAGCGGCGGCGCGCUGCACUACACCAGGUAGUGGCUGCCAUGCACAGCGCUCCCCUGCUGACCACCUGCGUGCGACUUGGACCUCACAUGACUGAGAUCUCGAUGACGAGCAGUUCCAGGAGUUUAUGUCUUGUGACUUUCACGUUCGGCACUGAUUCGAGCGCUUCAAACGCGGUUGCGCUAAGCUUUAGCCUUGCCCACCAACAGCAUUAAAUGCGAUGGCAUUGAAGCCUGCGGUAGCGCGAGGCAGAAAUAUUCGCUCUCUAUGCGUGUAUACAUGUAUUUCGAAGUAAAAGAAGCCCAGAUCCACCAAAGAAAGGUGGAGAAUAGCAUUGCAGUGUAUGAGUCAAAGCUACGAGUGUGCAACAAGACGAUACAAGCCGAUCAC
Messenger RNA from Phytophthora nicotianae INRA-310, 688 nucleotides. RefSeq lists its product as hypothetical. Lineage: Eukaryota; Oomycota; Peronosporomycetes; Peronosporales; Peronosporaceae. The coding region runs from base 1 to 513 and encodes 170 amino acids. The record is from RefSeq and is a predicted model, not a curated record. The transcript is spliced from 4 exons.